AUGCCCGCCCCCGAACAAGUCGCCGAGAACUACUCGUUCGACGGAGUGAUCCGCAAGUUCAAGGCGACGUCGACCUCGCUCGGCGGACUCGAGACCCAGUUCAACGUCUUCGUGCCGAAGGAAGCGCUUGAUGGCCAGAAGGUCCCCGUCCUUUACUACCUCGCCGGCUUGACCUGCACCGAGGACACGGCGCCGUGGAAGGGAGGCUUCCUUCGCGACGCUGCCGCUGAAGGCAUCGCACUCGUCUUUCCCGACACGUCGCCCCGCGGCGCCGGCAUCGAGGGAGAGGAGAAAGACUGGGACUUUGGUACCGCUGCCGGCUUCUACUUGAACGCGACGAAGGAGCCGUGGAGCAAGCACUACAACAUGUACGACUUCGUCAUCUCGGAGCUUCCUUCGCUUCUCUCCUCCCUCUCCCUCCCGCUCGACCUCUCCCGCUCCUCCAUCUUCGGGCACUCAAUGGGCGGCCACGGCGCGCUGACCCUCUACCUCAAGUCCCUGCUCUCUUCCUCCCCCUCGACGACCUACCUCUCCGCCUCGGCCUUCGCUCCGAUCGCCAACCCGACGAAGUGCCAGUGGGGCGAGAAGGCGUUCGAGGGGUACUUGAGCGGCGGGGUCGAGGAGGGGAAGGAGUAUGACGCAACGGAGCUGAUCGGACAGGUCAAGGGCAAGGAGCUCAAGAUCCUCGUUGAUGUUGGAACGGGCGACAACUUCUACAAGCAGAAGCAGCUCCUCCCCGAGAACUUCAUCGCCGCCCGCGACGCAGCCGGCUUCUCGUCCAAGGACGUCGAGGUCAACCUGCACGAGCACUACGACCACAGCUACUACUUCAUCUCGACCUUUGCGCCGGCUCACAUCCGCUUCCAUGCUCAGAUCCUCAAGAAUGCGGCUGGGAAGCUUUGA
This is a messenger RNA of Rhodotorula toruloides NP11, 903 nucleotides long. Its product is annotated as S-formylglutathione hydrolase, carbohydrate Esterase Family 1 protein. Bases 1 to 903 code for a protein of 300 amino acids. NCBI's taxonomy places the organism in Eukaryota, Fungi, Basidiomycota, Microbotryomycetes, Sporidiobolales, Sporidiobolaceae. The record is from RefSeq and is a predicted model, not a curated record. Gene Ontology annotation, cellular component: cytosol. The transcript has 8 exons. Gene Ontology annotation, biological process: formaldehyde catabolic process. Gene Ontology annotation, molecular function: S-formylglutathione hydrolase activity.